GCAUCUUUUUUUUACUGCGUGUAUCUUACCACAAUGGCGUCGGACGAAGAACGAGAAAGUAGGCCCAGCCGGAGGCGCUACGAGGGCGAGGACAACGAAUCCAGAGAUGAUCGUCGAUCAAAAUAUACAGAACGUGACUCUGGACGCCGAGAACGUCGUCGAUCACGCGACCGACGCGAGCGAAGACGGUCCCGGACACCAGAAUCUUCACGGCGGAGGUCACGAAGCCGAGACCGUCAACGAGACACAAACCGUGAACAUAGACGUCGAAGAUCACGAGACGAUAAGAGUUCAAGGCGAAGACGUGACGAUGAUGACGGGGGAGGUGACAGACGGGUUGCAAAGCGAAGCCCCGUGAGGCGCACUGGCCCUUUACCAUCUCAGGCAGACUCUUUCGCCGUUACCACCGGCGAGGCUCCCGAGAAACCCAAGGAAAAGCCCAACUUCGGAUCCACGGGCGUCUUGGCGGCGGCAUCGAAUUCAGUGGCACAGGCGGACGGCACGACAAUUACACUCAAGUAUCACGAGCCCUCCGAGGCGCGUAAGCCCUCGCCACGCGAUGUCUGGAAGUUGUUCAUUUUCAAAGGCCAGGAUAUUGUCGACACGAUAGAGCUCAGCACGAGGAGCUGCUGGCUCAUCGGGCGAGAAAUGUCAGUUGUGGACUUGCCCGCGGAGCAUCCGAGCAUCAGCAAGCAACACGCCGUGAUUCAAUUUCGCUAUGUUGAGAAGAGGAACGAGUUUGGCGACAAAAUUGGCAAAGUCAAGCCGUACCUUAUUGAUCUGGAAAGUGCCAAUGGAACGAUGUUGAAUGAUAGCAAGAUCCCAGAUAGCAGAUAUUUGGAGCUCAGGGAUAAGGAUAUGAUCCAAUUCGGGCACAGCACGAGAGAGUAUGUGAUAAUGCUUGCUCCACGAGAUUGAUCUCUACGAAAAUGAAACGAUGCUCAUUUGAGCAUGUGGUGACCAGUUUCACUGGAGGUUCGAGGUGUAUAUCCAGGAUGGAAUC
Molecule: messenger RNA, 1003 nt
Organism: Fusarium oxysporum Fo47
Lineage: Eukaryota; Fungi; Ascomycota; Sordariomycetes; Hypocreales; Nectriaceae
Product: SMAD/FHA domain-containing protein
Exons: 1
Coding region: 34-918 (294 amino acids)
Biological process (GO): maintenance of RNA location; mRNA splicing, via spliceosome
Cellular component (GO): nucleus
Molecular function (GO): protein binding; mRNA binding
Source: RefSeq, a predicted model, not a curated record